Ogataea parapolymorpha DL-1 is the source of this 1344-nucleotide messenger RNA. RefSeq lists its product as uncharacterized. Lineage: Eukaryota; Fungi; Ascomycota; Pichiomycetes; Pichiales; Pichiaceae. Gene Ontology annotation, biological process: ubiquitin-dependent protein catabolic process. The record is from RefSeq and is a predicted model, not a curated record. The transcript has a single exon. Gene Ontology annotation, molecular function: ubiquitin protein ligase activity. The coding region runs from base 1 to 1344 and encodes 447 amino acids. Gene Ontology annotation, cellular component: cytoplasm.
AUGAGUUCGACGUCGGAUGCUCCUUCCGCCACCUCUUCGGCCGCCAACGUGGCCGGAAACUUUAUAGGAAGCAAGCCGUCCACAGUGCUGUUUUUCAUCGCGCUGUGCGUGGGCGUCAUCAUUGCCGUUCUAUUUAUAUUCUUCACCUUCAGAUACCUUGUGCGGUCUCGCUUUGGGCUGUACAGCUCGGCGCCGCAGUUUGCCCGCAAUCCGUUCUACAUGGGCCCCACGGGGCGCGCGUCCAUGAACGGCCUCCAGCCGUACUUUGAGCACGACAUCGCCCUCAACCUCGCGGGCCACCGCCAUCUGCACGGGUACCGUCCCCGUCGCCGCGAGGGGUACUCGCGGAAGCGCAAGCUAACGCAGGAGGAGGUCGACGACCUGUUCCCGCUGAAAACGUACGCCAAGUGGCUCAACGGUGGCCAGGAGGAUGUCAUCAACAGGAACGAGGGCGUCCUGGUGUACGAGGAGGACGCUGGACAUCGGAACACUCCUGAGGAGCAGGACGACUUCCAGGACGCGCGGUCCUCGCCGCCAGAGGAGGUUGAUCUGGCCGACCAGAACAAAACCGACAACAUCGAGCUUAGCGAAACAGUUCCUGCUACAGCCUCGUCCGCCGACGCCGCACAGGACCUCCACUUCACCUCUGGGAUGUGCGCAAUCUGUCUGGACAAUUUGCUGGACGACGACGAGGUCCGCGGCCUGAUCUGCGGUCACGUGUUCCAUGCCGACUGCGUGGACCCCUGGCUCGUCAAUCGGCGCGGCUGCUGUCCGAUGUGCAAACGUGACUUCUUCAUGCGCGACCAGACCCGUUCGCGCCACACCAACGAGGCCCAGGGCGACCGCAGUCUCGACAGCAUCUUCAACGACGCGGAGUCGGUGAGCGACCUGUUCUUCCCGCGUUCCACCAAGUUCAAGGCCCAGACGCUGCUGGCAUCGUUGCAGCUCGUGCGCAACGGCGAGUACGCGACUGAGGGCCAGACGUCGGCUGCAACGGCGCCGCCUACCGGCCCGAUCGAGGAGGUUACCCCGAUGCACAACAGCGACUUCAACCGACCACCCAUGCCGGAGCUGCGCUCGCUGCAGUCGUCCAUCAUGGAGAUCGUCAACGAGAGACCGUUCCACCCAGACGACUUGCGCGACAUCGACACGCUCGCGUUCCAGACCGUCAACGACAAGUUCACGAUGCUGUCGGCGAUUUUCUGGCGCAUCAUGGGCAUCCGCAAAGAGGACCUGUACUACCACUACGUGCUGGUGUUCUACGAGCGCAACCGCAGCGCACGGCUCAGCUCGCGGCCCGGUGGCGAGCCCGAGCAGCCGCAGCAGCCCGAGCAGAUGGUGUGA